Funneliformis geosporum is the source of this 573-nucleotide messenger RNA. NCBI's taxonomy places the organism in Eukaryota, Fungi, Glomeromycota, Glomeromycetes, Glomerales, Glomeraceae. The record is from the annotation of a GenBank genome assembly.
AUGUCAAAAUUAGAAACAAAGCAUGAAAUUAUUACUUCAACUGAUAAUAUUAAUAUUUUAAUUGAUAAAUUAUUCUUACUUUUGAUUAAAAUACAAAAUGAAGUAAUUAGUGAUUUAGGAAUUAGUAAAUUAUCAACUGAAAUAUCAGUUAAUGAAAAUGAAUAUUAUGGAAUUAUUCCUUAUAUUGCUCCAGAGAUAUUUCAAGGGCAGAAAAGCAAUAAAUAUACAGAAGAAUCAGAUAUUUAUAGCUUUGGAAUAAUUAUGUGGGAAAUUAUGAUAGGUAAAAGACCUUUUUGGGAUCAUAAUUAUGAUACAGAUCUUAUUAUUAAAAUUUGUGAUGGUAUUCGUCCUCCUAUUAUCACAAAUGCACCUGAAGGAUAUAUUAAAUUAAUGGAAAAAUGUUGGCAUCCUGAUCCAAAUAAGAGACCAGCAACGGUGGCUAUUCUUGAAUUUAUUGAUAAAAUUAUUUUGAAUGAAGAAAAGAAUCCAACUAAAAUUAUCUAUUCUCUUGAUAUUGGACCUAUGAAUGAAGAUUGUUUAGAAUCUACAAAUCGACGUAUAUAUAGUAAGUAG